Messenger RNA from Camellia sinensis, 735 nucleotides. The record is from RefSeq and is a predicted model, not a curated record. NCBI's taxonomy places the organism in Eukaryota, Viridiplantae, Streptophyta, Magnoliopsida, Ericales, Theaceae.
AUGGCAGACUUCAAAGGUUACUACAACUACUACUACUAUCUGUGUGUUUUUGUCAUCUUGACUACUACUACUUGUUCCAUGGCCACAGCCUCACCAUCUGACGUAAUCAAAGGGGCUUACUGGCCUUCAGGGGCCUCGGAUUUGCCUCCGUUAUCCAUCGACACUACGUUGUUCACUCACAUCUACUAUGUUUUUCUUUCACCUAACAAUGUCACUUUCAAGUUUGAUAUCUCAAAUUCAACAGCCUCGAUGCUCUUGGACUUUACCUCUACGCUCCAUGUGAAGAAACCGCCAGUGCAGAUGCUCUUUUCCAUCGGUGGAGCCGGCGAAGACCUGAGUAUCUUUUCCAACACGGUAUCUAGUGGUCACUCAAGGAGGAGUUUCAUUGAGUCAUCCAUAGAAGUAGCAAGAAAGUUUGGUUUUAAUGGUAUUGAUCUUGAUUGGGAAUCUCCUCAAAACCCAAAAGAAAUUGAAAAUUUGGGCCUCUUACUCCAUGAAUGGCGGGCUAUGGUCCAUAAAGAGUCCAAGGCAACGUGCCAGGCCCCUCUCUUGCUCACCGCGGCCAUGUACUUCUCCGUGGACUUUUUCCUCUAUGAUGUCCAACGCUCGUACCCAGUGGAUUCGAUUGGUAAGAACUUGGACUGGAUCAAUGCGAUGUGUUACGAUUACCACGAAGGAUGGGAGACUUCGACAACAGGGGCCCAAGCUGCAUUGUUCGACCCAAAAAGUUGUUGG